This is a messenger RNA of Phaedon cochleariae (mustard beetle), 333 nucleotides long. Lineage: Eukaryota; Metazoa; Arthropoda; Insecta; Coleoptera; Chrysomelidae. The record is from the annotation of a GenBank genome assembly.
AUGACAAAACGGCAUUUCUCGAAGUGCGUGGAUCAAGUAAAAAAACACUUUUUCCCCUCGGUACACCUGAAAGAACUGAAAAAACUGGCAAGGAUAGACGAGAAAGAUAUCACGAAAGGCCCCGUAGGUGUGCAAGUUCAGCUUGUGAACGAAGAUGGAGAGUUUGAGGAGGACUUUGUAUUCGAAAUAUUCGAGGGAGAUGGAAUCCAAAAGCGGAUGAUAAAAUCCGUUUUUGUUCCGAGUCCUGGAGCUACUAGUUGCAUGGCUAUUGCUGAGUAUGUGGCUGAGGAGUUUUUCAAGGAAUGCCCCAAAUGCGACAUUUCCCAUAGUUAG